Messenger RNA from Peromyscus maniculatus bairdii (prairie deer mouse), 3378 nucleotides. RefSeq names its product vomeronasal type-2 receptor 26-like. The record is from RefSeq and is a predicted model, not a curated record. Gene Ontology annotation, molecular function: G protein-coupled receptor activity. Gene Ontology annotation, biological process: G protein-coupled receptor signaling pathway. Gene Ontology annotation, cellular component: plasma membrane. NCBI's taxonomy places the organism in Eukaryota, Metazoa, Chordata, Mammalia, Rodentia, Cricetidae.
AUGUGGCUGUGUACUCUCCUUCCUGUUCUCUUUGGCUGUCUCUCUGGGUUUGUCUUUUCUGCACCAAGAUCCUGGCAGUUGCCAACUCAAAGACCACGCUUUGAUCGUCCUGGAGAUGUAAUAGUGGGGGGCAGCUUCUCCAUCUUUCACUUUUCUAGUGGUACCUUGUCUGACUUCACUGCCCAACCAUCUGGACUACUGGCUUCAGGCGUUUCCAACUGGGGCUACCGGGUGGCCCAGAGUUUCGUCUUUGCCAUUGAGGAGAUUAAUAGGAGUGCACACUUGUUGCCCAAUGUGACCCUGGGCUUCUCUAUUCGAAACUCUGGGGACUCAGUGCAUGGAGCCCUCCAUGAGACAAUGAGCUUUCUCACGGGGCAGGAGGAGCCCAUCCCCAACUACACAUGCCAGCAUGGCUCUCCUCAGGCUGCCUUGGUUGGGGACACGAGGUCAUCCCUGUCUGUCUCCAUGGCCAGACUUCUGGGACUGUACAAGUUUCCCCAGGUCAGUUAUGGUUCCUCAUUACCCAUCCUCAGUGACAAGAUCCAGUUCCCAUCUUUCAUGCGGACACUGAGUAGUGACUUCACAUCCUGUCGUGCAGUGACCCAACUGAUAAUUCACUUUCAGUGGUCUUGGGUGAUCAUUCUGGCCCAUGAUGAUGACUUUGGGCAGCAGGCCAGCUCUCUGGCCACUCAGGAGCUGAGCACAGCUGGUGUGUGCAUUGAGUACACCCUCCAUGUUCCUUCUCAUGAGUCCUUGGGGAAGACUGAAGAGAUUGUCCAGAAGAUGCAAAAAUCCACUGCCAGUAUUGUUCUGCUUUUCCUAAGCAAUUCUAAUUUCGAGCUCAUCCUGUAUGGCUUACUGGAUGUGCCUGUCUCAGGCCAGGUCUGGGUCAGCAAGAACAUUCUUCACAUGGUGCUCACUGUGACCAUUCCAGGCAUUUCCCGAGUAUUACACAGCACCUUUGGACUUCUGCAUCACAGCAGCACUGCAAUUGGCUUCCCUGAGUUCCUUGCUCACCUGCGGCCCAGCCAGACCCCAGAAGACAUGUUUAUAAAGAAGUUCUGGGAGUUCACCUUUGAUUGUACAUGGCCCCACCAGAGCAGCACAGUGACAGAGGGUGUCCAGUUGUGCUCAGGGAAUGAGAGUCUGAAAAACAAGCAGUACGCUUUCCCAGAAGUGAGUAAAAUUGAUGUUGCUUAUACAUCUGUCUACAGUAUUGCUCAUGCCCUGCAAGACAUGAUAACCCAUGGGCACCAGCAUGGGAAAGUUACAGACUCUCAAGACUUCCAGCCCUGGCAGCUGCUUCAUGCCCUCAGGAAGGUGCACUUCAAGACUCCUGAUGGAAUCAAGAUUUUGUUUGAUGCCAAUGGAGAUUUGGUGACAAAAUUUGACAUUUUCCAAUGGCAGAAGACCCAUGAGGGUGUAUUUCAUUCAGUCCAUGUAGGCAUGAUAGACCCUCAGAUCUCUUUGGGGAGCAAAAUGAUGGUCCAUUUGAAGGAGGAUCUUCAAGUGCCCAGCUCUGUCUGCAGUGAAAGCUGCCUUCCAGGGUUCAGCCAAGUGCCCAGGCUGGGAGCCCCACACUGCUGCUUUGAUUGCAGUCCCUGCCCUGAGGGACAGUUUGCAGACCAAAGAGACAUGAAGAGCUGUCUUCUGUGCCCCAAGGAGCAGUACUCGAGCCACAUGAGAGACCAUUGCCUGCCCAGGACAGAGACCUUCCUGGCCUUUGAGGAACCUCUGGGAUUCAUGCUGGCUUUGGUGGCACUCCUCCUGGCUGGUCUGGCUGUCCUGGUUCUGGGAGUAUUCCUGAAGCACAGAGACAGCCCUGUGGUCAGGGCAAACAACAGAAGUCUCAGCUACUUACUCCUGCUCUCUCUUUGCCUCUGUGCCCUGUGUGCCUUGCUGUUCCUUGGGCGACCCAGUGUCUUGACAUGCCUCCUCCGUCAGACCACCUUUGCUGUGGUGUUCACGGUAGCUGUGUCCUCUGUUCUGGCCAAGACUCUCACAGUGGUCCUGGCUUUCAGGGUAACCAGGCCAGGGGACAGGAUCCGGGUAUGCCUGAGCCCUGGGGCUUCCACCUCAGUGGUCCUCAUUGCUUCCUUCAUGCAGGUUGUUCUUUGUGGGGUCUGGCUGGCCACCUCCCCACCAUUCCCAGACAGGGAUAUGGUCUCGGAGCCCCAGCACAUUGUCAUCCAGUGCCAGGAGGGUUCUGGCACCAUCUUCUUCUGUGUGCUGGGCUACUUGGGUUUCCUGGCAGUGGGUACCUUCUCUGUGGCCUUUCUGGCCAGGGGCCUGCCAGAUGUCUUCAAUGAGACUAAGUUUCUGACCUUCAGCAUGCUGCUCUUCUGCAGUGUCUGGACAGCCUUCCUGCCCCUGUACCACAGUGCUCGGGGCAAGUCCACUGUGGCUGUAGAGGUCUUCUCCAUCCUGGCCUCGACUGCUGGCCUUCUGGGUGGCAUCUUCAUCCCCAAGUGCUACAUCAUCUUGCUGAAACCAGAGAGGAACACUGCUGCCUGGUUAAGGCAAGGCCACCAGCCACAGCUGGAUAGGCAGAGUGAGAUGCUCCAGAGAAGGUGUGUGUGGAGUGGAGAGGCCAUGAGAGGCAGGCUGCUGUCAGAGAGCUGCAAGGGAGUCCAGCAGGGGCUUGGGGACUAUGAGAGUGCCUAGGGCAGCUCCUCAGAGAGAGGACAGGAGGACAGUAGUGUUGUGUGGCCGUAGUGCCACUGCUUUACCUUCUUGCCCAGGCUCUUCAUCAGAAGCAGCCACUUGUCUUUUUUUUUUUUUCUUUUAAGAAGUAUAAUAACUAUUGAGACAUCUACAUACUAGAAAGUUGAUCUACAUACUUAAAAAGUUGUAUAGUUCAUUGAUUUUUAAUAUAGUCACAGAAUGGUGCUUCCAACCUCUAAUUCUGGAGCAUGUUUAUCACCCCAGGAAGAAAUCUUUUAUCUAUUAGUAGUCACUCUCUUUCUUCCUACUUCCAGUCCAGGCAACCACUAAUCAGUUUUCCAACUCUGGACUUGCAUCUUCUGGGUAUUUAAUUUAAAUGGAAUCAUAACAUAUGACAUUUUGAAUCUGUUUCUUUCACUUGGCAUAUUUUAAGAGUUAUUAACUUAAAAAGCCUUUAAAAAAAUUACAUUUAUUUAUUUUUGUAUGUGUGUGGGUAUACCCAUGGAGGUGUGCUUGAGGGUCUGAGGACAACUUUGAAGAGUUGAUUGUCUCUUUCCAUCACAUGGGUCCCAAAGAUUGAAUUUAGGUUGUCAGGUUGGGUACCAAGUAAGUGCCUUUACUCAUGGAGCCAUCUUACCAACAUCUCCCCCUCUUAAAAGAUUUAUUUAUUAAUAAAAAAAGUUUUUUAUUUAUGUGUAUGGUUGUAUGUCUGUA